AUGGUGGCCAAGAAAUGGCUGCGGGAUCCAAGUCGUACUUGUAACCCUUAUCAAGCAUAUAAAUGGGUAGAUAGUUUUGUCGAUAUGGAAAAAUUGAAUGCCGACUGUAUCAAUGAUACAAAGAUUGACGACUCGAGGUUGGAAUCUACAACAGAAGUAGAAUUGAACACUGAAGAAGAUCCAGAAUGCAGAAAGAUCCUAAGCCGAGCGACAUGGGCCCGGAAAUUACUGCACAUGACCGAAGACUCACUGUGGUACGAACGUAUCGGCCAAACGUUCUUUCAAGCCAAUAAAUUCACAAAGGCGAUUGAGUAUUUCGACAAAGCUAAAAGCUUUCCAUCCUGCCACUGGACGGUGCAUGAAUUUCAGGCAUUGUCAUAUGCCGAGUUGAAUCAGCUAUCUGAUGAAUCUUGGAUGGAGUGUGCCUCCUCUGAGAUGGAAUUGGCUAUCAAAGCACUGAAAUCGAUGCAAAUGGAAAAUAAUCCGCCAGGGGAGACCCUGAGCCUUAGCGAGGCACUAUUUCGAACCUUGACAAAAUUUGCUUCGUGGCAGAAAAAUAUGGGGAAAAUCGAUGGAGCAAUUGCCCUCUACAAGGAAAUUCUCGAAUUCAAUCCUCAGGAGCACAGAAUUCGUUCAGAUCUUCUUAAGAUUCUUUGUGCUGAAGACAAAAAUGACGAAGCAAGCAGUGUGAUGUUUGAACUCAAAGAUUGGGUCUUGAACUCUCAACAACAGCCUGAUAUGAGGGAGUUCUCCGAAUUCCUUCUUGACAUAGCUAAGAACUUGGACUUGACUGACCUAUUCCGCGGUCAAAAUUCUUUAUAUUAUGUCAUUAAUCUAGCACGUUCUAGCACGGUAUCGAGCGAAAUUACACUUGAAGCAUUCGUCGAAGCAGCAACUCGAGCAGAAAACGAAUUACAUCGUGCAGUCUUGCUAAUUUACGAGGGUCUUUUGAUUUCUAGAGGCGUUGAAACGAAUUUAGAACAAUUUCGACAUUCACUCAAUCGUUGGAAUAGUUGCAGGCACAUCCUAAAUCUUUUAUCCGAUAAAUCUUUCGAGCAUUAUGUGCUGCUUCACGCUACUUUGCGGUUUCAAUUAAUGGCACAUUUCCAACUUGCUAUCAUAAGUAGACAGAACAAUCACCAUCUACUUAACGAACAGAAAUUGUUGGAUGCACUAGAAGCCGAGAAAAAUGAUUUGCCGGUCGAUUUAGCUUGGAUGUGGAAAUCAAUUCUUUUAUACACCAAAAAGCCGCUACUUGCAUCAUACUAUUCGCAGUUCAAGGACUUCGCCAAAGCACGAAAUAUGUUCAGAGAUGAUAUGGUCACUGCGAUAGCUAUAUUAGAAGAUGACGAUCCAGAAAAUGAUGUAAUUGGGUAUCAAAGUUUGACAUUAAUCCUUACAGAUGCUUUGAUACGAAAUAAUGAUGAUGGCGAUGGUCUAGAAGAACAUCCUAUUGAAAGUAGCAGAAAUGGACCAAUAUACAUGUCAUGUGAAGGUGCAUGCGGAAAAGAGUGGACAUACGCAGAUGAUUUCUAUUUUAAGAAAAACCGCUUGGCCAGAUGGAUUUGUCGUCCUGAACAUAGUUGGUUACAUGUUCCACCAUGGAAUGACGAGAAUGUAGCCGGCAAAGGAAUGGUAAGGGUAAUGGAUGAGUCGGGUAGUCCAAAGGAGGUGAAAAUUAGUGAUUGGAUCAAGGAUCUGAAAAGAAUCUGGGAGAUCGAGUAA
This is a messenger RNA of Botrytis deweyae, 1725 nucleotides long. RefSeq lists its product as uncharacterized. Lineage: Eukaryota; Fungi; Ascomycota; Leotiomycetes; Helotiales; Sclerotiniaceae. The coding region runs from base 1 to 1725 and encodes 574 amino acids. Gene Ontology annotation, molecular function: protein binding. The record is from RefSeq and is a predicted model, not a curated record. The transcript is spliced from 4 exons.